GGCGAUCAUGUUUGUCGCCCGACAAACGUCACUUCGUCGUUGGACGCCAUCUCGACCAGCAGCCGCCUUCAGCAGCAUCUACAUGCCAGGCCACAAGACCUUCCUCAAGACGGAGUCAUACGCGCCGCCGACAUGGGCAUCGGCCCUGGCGAAUCCACCCACGGAGCGCGUGGUGCUAGGCAACUUUCCGACCCCAAUCUUUCCAUUUCGACCGCCUGGGUUGCCCGACGGUGUCCAGAUGUUCAUCAAACGCGAUGACUACAGCGGUCUUGAAAUGUCGGGCAACAAAGCCCGCAAGCUCGAGUUCCUUCUCGCGGAAGCGUUACGUCAAGGCGCCGACUGCGUGGUCACAUGCGGGGGCGUCCAAAGCAACCAUUGCCGCGCCACCGCCGUGGCCGCGCGCAUGAUGGGUUUGGACUCGUACUUGUUGCUUCGGACAAGCGACACCGAGACCGACCCGGGUCUCGUGGGGAACUUGCUCAUUGACCGGCUUGUGGGAGCCGAGCUCAUCCUCGUGCCUCGCCGCGAGUAUGCCAAGCAGGGCGGCGGCGAUUACUUCAUCGCGAAGACCGUUGAGAAACUUCGAAAACAAGGCCGCAAGCCGUACGGGAUUCCCGUGGGUGGUAGCAAUGGAUUAGGUACUUGGGGGUACUUGGAGUCUAUCGAAGAGAUGGAGCAUCAGAUUGAGGAGCUGGAGCUACCGAUCACGGACAUUGCAUUUGCAUGUGGCAGUGGCGGCUCGGCUGCUGGCAUUGGAGUCGGCGCCUACUUGUACGCUCAAGCCCAUCAAGACAGCUCGCUCCAGUUCACUCGCAGCGAACUCCCUCCGGUGCACGCGUACAUUGUAUGCGACUCGCCGACCUACUUUUACGACCACAUCGAUCAAGUCAUCUUGCCAGGCAUGGGGCUUGGAACAGCGCCAUCGUUUUCGUCGCGCGACUGCCUUCAAAUGACCAAUGCCCAAGGUCUGGGGUAUGCCAAGAACACCAAGGAAGAGCUCGCGUACAUUUCGCUUGUGGCGCGGACCACGGGCGUGCUAUUGGACCCCGUCUAUUCUGGCAAAGCCCUAUACAUGCUGGUCAAGGACCUGCAGGACGCCCCCCACAAGUUUACGGGGAAAAGUAUCCUAUUUGUGCACACGGGCGGCCAGUUUGGCUUAUUCGACAAAGUCGCCGAGCUCAACGACGACGUCGUAGCGUCCAACCACGUAUCUGUCUUCCAAGAAAACUAACGGCUCAGUUGAGAUGGAAUAUACUAACUAGCUUACACUGUUAGUUGGGAUGGAAUUGUAAAUAUACUAACUAGCGUACACUGUUAGUUGAGAUGGAAUUGUAAAUAUACUAACUAGCUUACACUAUUAGUUGA
Aphanomyces astaci is the source of this 1365-nucleotide messenger RNA. RefSeq lists its product as hypothetical. The coding region runs from base 8 to 1231 and encodes 407 amino acids. Gene Ontology annotation, molecular function: D-cysteine desulfhydrase activity. The transcript is spliced from 7 exons. The record is from RefSeq and is a predicted model, not a curated record. NCBI's taxonomy places the organism in Eukaryota, Oomycota, Saprolegniomycetes, Saprolegniales, Verrucalvaceae.